AUGUCUAUUCUGUGCAUUCUCAGUCUGGUCGUUGCCGCUUACGCCCAGCUGCAGAAUGCGAGCACUGCUGAUGUGACGACGGACUCGCUGUCGAAAAAGCUUCAACACAUCAACUAUGGAGCGUUCACACAAACCGCUACAUACUCCGUGGCCAAUCAACUCGGAUUCUUCCAAGCCUAUGGUCUCAAUGUCACCUAUUUGCAAGUCCCGAAUUCGACAUAUGGGUACAACCAAUUGCUCACGGGUGGUUACGAUAUCAUGACAGGGACUGUCGACAAUGCAGUCAACCUACGCUUUAAUCAGCAGCUGCCACUUACAGUCACGGGUCAGCUCGACGGCGGACCGGAGUUGACUAUUGCAUCCAUCCCUUCCAUCACUUCUAUCAGUCAACUCAAAGGCAAAGCUUUGAUGGUGGAUUCUCCCGUGAGCGGAUACGCGUACAUACUUCAAAAAGUCCUUGCAUUGUACGGGCUUUAUCUUGCCAACGGCGACUAUACCUUUCAGGUUGUUGGAUCAACCGUGAUCCGCUAUGCUGAUCUUGUCAAUGGAACUCUCCCCGACGGCACUCCUGUCUAUGCUACAAUCCUCACGUACCCCUUCACUAGCGAAGGAAGUGUCCUUCCUACCACACAGCGGCCCAAUAUUCUCGCUUCAGUCGUCGAUUUCAUUCAACCAUUCACUUCUUCCGCCUUUACCAUCCGGGAGGAUGCUCUCAACAACUCCACGCAGCGUGCUCUUGCAAGGAAGUUUACGUCGGCGAUGUAUGCAGCAAACAAGUACCUGGCAAAUCCUUCACACAAAACAUGCUCAGUCAACUCGAUCGCGAAGCAGCUCAAUGUCUCGACAGCGGCAGCCACUUCGGCGUACAAAUCUGCGACUGACACAUUGACGGGUGAGACAUCGUCUCCAGGAGGAAACUUCACCGUAAACCGUCAAGGGAUACUAAAUGUGAUUGACGUCCGGAGUCAGUUUGGUGGAUUCUCGACCGUGCCCGCCGGCUUCAGCUAUGCAGACGCAAUAAUUCCAGGGACGGGCCAGCUUAUCGACUACUCUCUUCUGGAUGAGGCGCUGAGCUCCCUGGUUUCCUACACGCCCCCCAGUAGAUGCUGA
Messenger RNA from Fonsecaea erecta, 1110 nucleotides. RefSeq lists its product as hypothetical. Gene Ontology annotation, biological process: transport. The record is from RefSeq and is a predicted model, not a curated record. The transcript has 2 exons. Bases 1 to 1110 code for a protein of 369 amino acids. NCBI's taxonomy places the organism in Eukaryota, Fungi, Ascomycota, Eurotiomycetes, Chaetothyriales, Herpotrichiellaceae. Gene Ontology annotation, molecular function: transmembrane transporter activity.